AUGACUGCCGCCAAGGUUAUGCUGGACGACAUCCACGAGGUUCUGCCUACCAGUCGACAGGAUACAAACACAUAUACCUUCGGCAACAUAGGCAUCCAUAAUAUUGUUAUCGCAUGCCUUCCAUUGGGUCGCUAUGGCCUAACUAAUGCCGCAACAGUAGCGAAUAACAUGCGGCGGACCUUCACCUCGGUACGCUUCGGUCUCAUGGUGGGUGUCGGCGGCGGAGUUCCUGGUAAUGUCGAUGUGCGACUUGGCGAUGUCGUGGUCAGUAAAGAGGUGGUACAGUAUGACUUUGGGAGACGGACUGGAGACGGCCAACUGCGCCCAGUUGGAAGUUUGAACAAACCUCCACAUGUACUGGCGACUGCAGUCGCCAAGCUGCAAGCGGAUCACAGAACUGAACCCAGCACAAUUCCCUCGAUCCUAGCCAACGUGCCUGUACGAUACCCUGCGAUGAUCAACUUCACACGCUCCAGUUCCCUUCAAGACAGGUUAUUUGACGCCACAUAUGACCAUAUCGAGCCCUCCAAUCGACCUAUGAACACAAAGGUUGAUAGCUGUGAGCACUGUGACGUCGCCCGACUGGUACGUCGACCUGCCCGGAGUAGCAAUGGCCCCAAGGUACACUAUGGGAUUGUGGCUUCAGGCAAUCAGGUCAUCAAGCAUGGCCUUACACGGGAUCGGCUUGCAAAAGAGCUUGAUGCCAUUUGUUUUGAGAUGGAGGGGGCAGGACUGAUGGAUAGCUUCCCCUGUCUAGUUAUCCGUGGUAUUUGUGAUUAUGCAGAUUCUCAUAAGAACAAGCAAUGGCAACCAUACGCUGCAAUGACAGCUGCAGCAUAUGCAAAGGAGCUUUUGUCUGUUAUUUCGACAGAUAGGAUCCACCAGACAUAUAAACCUACCUCUUCAGUAGGUGAAGACCCGGUCUUGCAGGAGCGUCGAAAGACACUACUCGAAUCGCUAGAGUAUAAGGAAAUUCAUUCUCGUCGCCGAGGCGUGGAGGUUGCACAUGAGGAAACGUGUAGAUGGCUGAUUGACGACCUGGUUUACCAACGGUGGCUUGACCGAUCAAUGCUUAGUCAACAUCACGGGUUUCUAUGGAUCAAGGGAAAGCCAGGUGCCGGAAAAUCGACGAUCAUGAAGUUCGCAUAUUCUCAGGCGCUGAAGACGAUGGAUAAUGCAAUUGUCAUUUCCUUCUUCUUCAACGCGAGAGGGGAUGACUUGGAGAAAUCGAUUGUAGGGAUGUAUAGAUCUCUGCUUUGGGAGCUCUUGAACAAGGCUUCUGGACUUCAAAAGGUUCUGGAUGACGCAGACCUGGUUCCAUUGAGUCACUUCAACCAACCAAUAUGGAGUGCAGAGGUUCUUCGGUCACUUCUAUCACUUGCGAUAGCCAGUCUUGGUCAGAAACGCCUGCUCUGUUUUGUCGAUGCACUUGACGAAUGCAAUCGGAAAGACGUUUAUGACAUGAUUGAUUAUUUUCAGGCUAUCGGGAAAGACUCAGCGUCAAGAGGAUCUGAGGUAUACAUAUGCUUUUCCAGUCGCAAUUAUCCCUUCAUGGACAUAGGAAAUGGUCAAGAGCUGAUUCUGGAACAUCAUCCUGGCCAUGAACACGACCUAGAAGCCUACAUACACAGCAAGCUCAAAGUAAAAAGGCACAGAGAGGCGGAAGCAGAUGCACUGAGAAACGACAUUCGUGUCAAGGCCAACGGGGUAUUCCUGUGGGUCAAGUUGGUUAUCCAGAUGCUGAAUGAGGACCUUGGAUAUGCAGAUAGUCUUGCCGUCCAGAGGAAGACUCUUCAGGAGAUCCCACCUGAACUAAGUGAACUCAUAAGAGAUAUACUGAGGAGGGACAACAAGCGUCCAGAGAACCUACUCCUGUCAAUUGAGUGGAUCCUCUUUUCCACGCGGCCCCUGAAGUGGGAAGAGCUCUACUUUGCCCUUAUUUCCGGGCUGCAUCCUGAUACACUCAGCGGGUGGAACCGGCGUAAAACUACCAUCAAAGACAUGAAGCAAUUCAUCCUCAGUUCAUCCAAGGGCCUGGCCGAGAUCACAAAGCCCAAUACCCAGACAGUUCAGUUUAUUCACGAGUCUGUGCGAGACUUUUUGCUGAAGGACGAUGGCUUAGGGCACCUGAGGCGCGAUCUACAACUGGAGACAGAGGAUCCCCAAUGUUCAGCUCAUGAUCGACUGAAAAGGUGUUGCCAUACCUAUAUUCAGCUGGAUAUGUCACGAUAUGUGACCCGUGUUACCCCAGUCCCGGACUUGUCAAUUGCUGCAGCUCUUCAUUUACGAAAGACUGUGUUGGACAAGUUUCCGUUCAUGGAGUACGCAACUCACUGUAUCCUUUACCAUGCAGAAGAUGCUGGAAGCAAGAUUCCACAGGAGAACUUUCUCGAAAGCUUCAAUGUCAAGGCUUGGGUUGUUCUUGACAAUAUCCUCAGGGAAGUGAAUGUCAUUUCGUAUCCAUAUUAUCAUAAAUUGCCUUACCAUACAUCAAACGCAGGCCUCCUGUAUAUCCUUGCCAAGGAUGAUUUCACAAGUCUCAUGGCCACAGCGUUCCGCCUCGGCUUUGCAAGUAACAUACACAGAGAACGACUUGAGAAUCCGCUGUUUGCGGCCUUGGCUAAUGGCCAUCGUGGUGCGGUCAAAGCGCUCCUGGAACAGGAAAUGGGCAUUGCUCAAGCAGAAGAAAUCUCCGCACGGCUUGGAUACGGAAACUGCUUUAGCCGGGGGGAUAUACCGCUCGCCACCACCCUACUUGCAUCUAAAGAGAUUAUACCUGUUGUUUCAGGUAGCGACGAACGGACACCGCUAUCAUUGGCCGCUGAGAAUGGCCACGAGAGUAUUGUGAGGCUACUACUGGCAAUUGAAACAGUUCAACUUGAUCCAAAGGAUUACAUGGGUCGGACACCGUUAUCGCUGGCCGCAAUUGAAGGUCAUGUGGGCGCAGCUUCUGACACAGCUUGUGAAGCUGAUAGCAGCAGCCCUGUUCCUUCUGUUCAUGAUGAAUUAUCUCCUGUGUGGUCAACCUGUAAGUGUCGCGACGCGACGCCCUACAUACCCAAGCGCACACUCAACAUCCCCGAAAAUUGGUAUGAUGAGGUGCCCGACACCGAGGAAUCUCUCGUUGAACCUCCCUCACUCGCAGUUAAAGCCCUUCGUGCAAGACAAUUCUUCAGGAGACUUCUAGUUGCUCACGCUGCUGAUAAAGGCUUCUCCUUGGGCGACUGGGAGGAGGCCAAGCUCCGGCAUAGCCUUCUGUUCAUGAUGGACGACCUGUAUGAAGACCUUGAAGGAGAGAAAGAGUAUCCUUCUGAGUGGGAAGACGAGACCAUCUUCAGAUCUUUCUACGAGAAAACUGUCUCUGCCUGGGUGGAGGAUCUUCCGGACGACGAAAAGGCCUGCAUUGAAAGACUAGCUGACAUCUUAGACGAAGAAUACAACAUCGAUGUUGAUGAUGAAGCGGGUUGGGAGAAGAAUGAGAUUCGAUUGAAUCAGUGCCUUGAUAGUGCUGAGCCUAUCCAUGAGGAAGACCAAGGACUCGAACAGUUGAAGCUAGAGGAAUGGGCGUGUUAUAGGUGCUCCCGACGCUACCUAUGCUGA
Messenger RNA from Fusarium tjaetaba, 3600 nucleotides. RefSeq names its product nacht and ankyrin domain protein. Gene Ontology annotation, molecular function: catalytic activity; protein binding. Gene Ontology annotation, biological process: nucleoside metabolic process. The transcript is spliced from 4 exons. Bases 1 to 3600 code for a protein of 1199 amino acids. The record is from RefSeq and is a predicted model, not a curated record. NCBI's taxonomy places the organism in Eukaryota, Fungi, Ascomycota, Sordariomycetes, Hypocreales, Nectriaceae.